Messenger RNA from Ruditapes philippinarum (Manila clam), 868 nucleotides. Its product is annotated as sodium-coupled monocarboxylate transporter 2-like. Gene Ontology annotation, cellular component: membrane. Gene Ontology annotation, molecular function: symporter activity. Lineage: Eukaryota; Metazoa; Mollusca; Bivalvia; Venerida; Veneridae. Gene Ontology annotation, biological process: transmembrane transport; sodium ion transport. The record is from RefSeq and is a predicted model, not a curated record. The transcript is spliced from 5 exons. The annotation marks the transcript as partial.
UACGUCUCACUUUGGUUAACAACUUAAAGAUUUAAACCACGAAUAUAUGUAACAUGGUGUCUUAUACCGAAGUGCAUUCGAGGAUACAGUCUUAAAAUAUUUCAACCCUAUACGGAUGGAUAUAUAAAUAAUCGUAGAGACGGAUUUCUUUGUUUCUUUAAUUAGACGCUAGCAAUUACCAGUAAAUAGAUUAAUAUUACAAAUAAGUGAAUACAAUUAUGGCUGAUGACGAAGUAAGGAAUUUUGAAACAUGGGACUGGGUGUUAUUUGCCGCUAUGCUUGCUGUAUCAGCUGGAAUCGGUAUAUUCUAUGCUGUCAAAGAAUUCUGCAGUGAAAAGAAAAAUACCACUGGAGAGUUCCUGAUGGGAGGUAGGAAUAUGCAACUAUUUCCGGUUGCUGUCAGCAUUCUUGUGUCAUUUAUGUCGGCCAUUUUGAUUCUAGGAACGCCAGCGGAAAUGUACACCGCAGGAACUUUAUACUUUACCUAUCUCCUUGGAAUGAUCCUCGCAAUUAUUCUGUCCACAAUAUUUUUUGUACCCCUCCUGUAUCCGCUGACACUAACUAGCAGCUUUGAGUAUUUGGAGCUGCGGUUUAAUUCGAAAUACGCUAAACUCACCGGCACCCUUAUAAUGAUUGUUCAACAGAUAUUAUAUAUGGGAAUAGCCUCAUAUGCUCCAUCAACUGCACUAGAAGCUGUAACAGGAUUUCUAACAUGGGCGACUAUAAUCACUGUCGGAUGUGUGUCAACUUUCUACACGUUUCUGGGUGGUAUGAAAGCAGUUGUGUGGACGGACGUAUUUCAGUCAGUGAUUAUGAUAGCCGGUCUCCUAGCAAUUGUUAUACAGGUAAAUGGACGUUUCUUAUACAG